Messenger RNA from Malus domestica (apple), 1361 nucleotides. NCBI's taxonomy places the organism in Eukaryota, Viridiplantae, Streptophyta, Magnoliopsida, Rosales, Rosaceae. The record is from RefSeq and is a predicted model, not a curated record.
ACACCCGAAAUCGGUAGACAAGCAACUGAGUCUGAUGGCAAACUCUUACAAGAAGCAGGUAAGAGAGCCACCUUCAGUUCCAUUUCUAUGGGAAGAAAGGCCGGGAAUUGCCAAAAAAGACUGGAAACCAGAGUUUUCUUCGAGUUGUUCAUUUCCGCCCCCUCCAGUCAAGUUUAUAGCCUCUGUCCCGUUUGAGUGGGAAGAAAAGCCAGGAACACCGCUACCAUCUUUCUCAGAACCAACAAUGGAAUCAGUACCUCCUCUACAGCCGCUGAUGCUUCUCACUUACCCGUCACCUCCAACAAGCUCUGCCUCUCACCAACAUGAUCAUGAUGGUGAGCAUGAAGAUUGCAAUGGCGGUGGAGAAGAAAGUAUGCUUCUAUUGGAGUUUGAAGCAUUUGAUUUUGAAACAGAUGAUUCAUUUCGCUCAGCUCCUUCUCUGCUCGCAAACUGUCUUGUUCCCUGCGUGGCACUUUCUACUGCUAUUCCAGCACAUGAAACCAGAGUCACCACACUAACAGAAGAGAAGAGUGAUUGGCCUGAGACGCCUUCCUCACUGGCAUCAGAUUCAGGCAGCAGUACUAGCAGCUAUGCAACUGGAGCUUCAAGCCUGGUGGGGGCUUCGUUUUUGGAAUGCCUCUUUCCACUGAUUCCUGCCAAUGCUGGAUUCCUUGAAAUAACUGGGCAAUCAGACAAAACCGCUCUUGCACCAACAGAAGCAAAGGGUACAUAUUUUGAUCGCGAAAGUAAUGGCAGUGCCAUUUUUAGGAGGCCGAGAACACUUGGAGAGCUGAUAAUGAUGAGUCGAAGGAGUAAUUGCAGGAGGAAAGCUGUUCAAAUGAGAAAACAUAAUCUCUCAAUGUUUCAUAUAGAUUCAGAAAACGAAAGAGAAUUCUACAUAUCAACUGUAGGUCAUUCCCUUUGACAGCACCAAGAUUUCAUAAACUGUUACUCUUUCCUGAAUGCAUCAAUGACAGGAGCUCAUGAAGAAUAAAGGUUUUGGAUGCGGUAUCUUUGGAACUGGAAUCAAGGUGAUAGAAGGGCUCUACAGCAAGAGGAGGAACUUGCCGACACUUAAACUGAUGUGAAGAAAAACACCGCUUAGAGUUUACGCGAGCUAUGCAGCUUGCAGUCAGUCCUCCAGAUGAUUUUAAUUUUCACUUUUGGCUUGAGUAUAUAGCUGUCCAGUAUGUACCAAAUUUCGUAUUAUGCAAAUACCUCAAGCGCGCUACGCUUGAAUGUGUGUGUAACUUCAAUAUCAAAUCUGUGAUUAUCCACAACAUACCCCUCUACCAGAGUUAUAUCAGCUUCUACUUAUAGAACAACGCCAAAAGCACCCAAAGAGCUUUAAAGCAACAAAU